GAAAUGAAAGCCAUUUGAAUACAUGGUGUUGUCAAAGAAAAAUUCGGUUGUAGGGAAAAAGCUGAGAAAUGGGAAGUGAGAAAGCAGAAAGUUCGUGCGCGUCGCCAUGGCUGAAAAUCUCGAAGGAAGUUGACCCUGCAGUUGCCUCUGCGGCCUUGCGCUUCGUUGAUCGCAUGGGAGCUUCCACCGCCAUUCCCCCUAAGUGGGAGGCGCGUGGCUCCUACGACCCCUUCUUUCGGAACUUCUUCAAAAUCCUUCACAUCCAACCAGGACGAAUUUCGAUCUCCGUUCACGUCAAACCUCCCAUCUGUAAUACCUUUGGAACUCUGCAUGGGGGUUCUGUUGGGACUUUGACUGAGAUUCUGUCAACUGCUUGUGCUAGAACGGUAGUUCCUGAGGAUAAAGAACUUUUUCUUGGGGAAAUUAGCAUUUCUUACAUGUCUGCCACUCCAGCAAAUGUCACAGUUUUGUCCUUGAUUUUCCUUGCAUCGUUUGGUCCGAUCGGGCGUCAUCUGCAGAAGAUACUCUGACGUUCAACUCAGUGUUUGUUUGGGUAAUUUAGCAAUAAAUGCGCAGGAAAAUAACCAACUACCUGAAUAUCAAACCUGUAUUUAUAAACUUUUGUGACGAACUUAUUAUUAGAACUGUUCCAAUUACGGCUCAUGCACUCAUAACUUGAUCUAGAAUUAACCUAAUUAUUUUUUAUAGUUAAUCUUGUUUAUAGUCCGACCGAUGACUAUUCCAGUCGUUUUGUUGUUGAAUGGUCAACAAUUUAGUUUAUAAAUGACCGGACAGGCAUACGAUACACAUUAGAUAUUAAGGUUCUUGGAUUGCCCUUGAGUUUGAGAUAUUAUUUUUGGAUGAAGAUCCUAUGUAGUGCACGGUUCGGCUUAGACGUGAACCAAUUAGAAAUCAAAUUUAAAUUUUGAUUGAAAAGAUAAAAAGUGCUUGGAUAACAAACUUCAAUUUUUUUAUAACUUAUAAAUCAAUAACGCCUUGGUUGUUUUCAAUAGUAAUUGCCACCUGCACUUUACUUUCGAGUGCGCUUUGCACUUUAAAGCAUUCAAAUCCUUCAAUAUCAUUUACUACUCAUGUCACAUGAUGCUUCUCUGGCCAACUUUGUCAUCUAUUUAUACUGUGCCAUUUUCAUGUUCAUAAGCCAUCUUCAUGCUUGAAUCCUUUGAUUAAUGUAU
This is a messenger RNA of Vigna radiata var. radiata (mung bean), 1193 nucleotides long. RefSeq lists its product as uncharacterized. Lineage: Eukaryota; Viridiplantae; Streptophyta; Magnoliopsida; Fabales; Fabaceae. The record is from RefSeq and is a predicted model, not a curated record. Gene Ontology annotation, molecular function: fatty acyl-CoA hydrolase activity. The coding region runs from base 69 to 530 and encodes 153 amino acids. The transcript is spliced from 3 exons.